ACCAUCUCUAUAUAGACAAGCCAUUAGUAAAAACAAUCACAACAAAUUCAUCCAAAUAACAAACAAGGGUAUUUCUACACUCAUGGCUGCCAAGCACGAAGAUAUACGUGAUAAAAUUGAGAAUGGCAUCUACAAGCUUGCUACAAAUGAUAAAAGCACACGCAGCACUGUUUGGCGCGUGUAUCGAAAGAUUGAGAAAGAAGACGGCAAAAUAUUGGAACACGUCUUGUACUGUAUAGGAUGCAAAAAUCUAAUGUCGUUUACCCAUAAAUCCACAACAAAUUUGCGCCGUCACAAGUGCCAUUUGCAAUACUUAAAAAAGCAGGCCUACUGCAAUGGCUAUGCAGACGCAAAUAUCUCAAAGGAAUGGUUCAAAGAUGAUGAGGCAGAAAUGUCAGUGGAAGACAUUUUAUUGGAGGCUGAGGCCGAACUUAAAGUUGACAACGAAGAGAGCUCUGGUGCGCAAACAAUGAUUGACGAGCUAGAUAAGAAACCCACCUCCACAGACGUCGCCGCAUUUAUUGCUCUCCGAGGUGCUGGCGCUGGAGCUGAGCCAUGUGAUGCUGGCGUUAAUACGGGGGUUUCUGUCCAGCAAGCCAAAAGCGAUGAUGAUCCACUUAAUGUUGGUACUACGACCAUUCCAAACUCAAAUUCACGUCUCUCUGAAGUUUUUGUGUCGCACGAUGUUAGCGGCGCGGAGGAGUCGGCAAUAUACGCACAGACCUGGUCUUUAGAAUACCGCAAGCUUACCGAAGAUCAAAAAUUCUAUGCCAAAAGAGCGAUUGACGAGAUCUUUGUGCUGGGCCGGUUAAGACGUUUAACGUUAAACACUGUGCCAUCGGUAACCGAGUGAAGUUCCGGAAUAUUUGUAUGCUUAGGCUAAUUUAAAUUAAACUUCUUUUAUGUGUAUGUAAAUAAUGUAUAUAUUUAUUCGAUCAACUCUGUGGUCUCGGUUGUUAAGACAUUAAUAAAUACAGCAAAUAGUCUUGGAAAGA
This is a messenger RNA of Drosophila virilis, 995 nucleotides long. RefSeq lists its product as uncharacterized. Gene Ontology annotation, molecular function: DNA binding. The record is from RefSeq and is a predicted model, not a curated record. NCBI's taxonomy places the organism in Eukaryota, Metazoa, Arthropoda, Insecta, Diptera, Drosophilidae.